AUGCCCGAAAACCCUCUGGCCCUGAACAUGCCACACCCAGCCCAGUCCCCAGUCCCCAGUCCCCAGAUCCCCUUCAGCCCCCGGAGGGGCCCCUCAGCAUCACCGCAGCGGGUCUUUCCAAACAGCCGCGUUUGGUACAUGGGUGGGUUAGAGCUGCGCUGUCAGUUUGCUGGGUGGAAGUGGAAGUGGAGUUGCUUCUUCGUAAUGGAACGAGGAAUCCUUCGCGCCGCUGAGCUUGUCGACCAUGCUCGUACAGCAGCGCAGCGCAGGGAUGACAUGCCAGUUUCCUAG
Messenger RNA from Paracoccidioides lutzii Pb01, 291 nucleotides. RefSeq lists its product as hypothetical. Bases 1 to 291 code for a protein of 96 amino acids. The record is from RefSeq and is a predicted model, not a curated record. The transcript is spliced from 2 exons.